This is a messenger RNA of Periconia digitata, 459 nucleotides long. NCBI's taxonomy places the organism in Eukaryota, Fungi, Ascomycota, Dothideomycetes, Pleosporales, Periconiaceae. The record is from the annotation of a GenBank genome assembly.
CCAAACGUGGCGGUUCGUAGGAGGUAACGACUGGUGUUUAUCUAAGGAGAGGAUGAACACGAAGAGGGGCGCGCACACGACAACAAGGAGGGAAUGAGCGAGGACAGUCUGUGACCUAGAGCCUUGGGGCAUGAACCGUGAGCGGUUGGGUUGGUCGCUGAAGUAUACGUCAGAGAAUACGUGGGAACUCGGAACGUCAGCUCGCGCGAUGGCUUGGCUUGAGCAUGACCCUAUUAUUCCAAGAGAACAAGAUGGAUAACGGCUUGUGCAAUGUCGCGUAUCUUGUCCAACCGCAUUGCACUCUAUCCAGGUGGCAUUUCUCAACACCAUUGCACGGACCCGCGACGCGUUGACGUGUUGCGGUCCUCGGCAUAGCAGGUGCCGAGCGGAAUUGUUUUUGGGCGGCGGAUUGGCAUACAGUACCCAGCAAUCAGUAAGGAACCACCGUGUGUCUCCGGC